Messenger RNA from Anarrhichthys ocellatus (wolf-eel), 710 nucleotides. It is a transcript of the gene csrp2, whose product is annotated as cysteine and glycine-rich protein 2. Gene Ontology annotation, molecular function: structural constituent of muscle; actinin binding. Gene Ontology annotation, biological process: sarcomere organization; muscle tissue development. The coding region runs from base 126 to 707 and encodes 193 amino acids. The transcript is spliced from 6 exons. The record is from RefSeq and is a predicted model, not a curated record. Gene Ontology annotation, cellular component: cytoplasm; Z disc; nucleus. Lineage: Eukaryota; Metazoa; Chordata; Actinopteri; Perciformes; Anarhichadidae.
UCUGCUGCAGUCUGAGGAUCCGGAGGGUCGUCUAGAUACACAGAGAGCACGUCCAGCUGGAACCUAACUUCACACCUACCUAUACCAUACCCGCUUUUUAAAAGUCUACUUAAGAAACGCUGACAAUGCCGAACUGGGGAGGAGGCAACAAGUGCGCAGCGUGCCGCGGGACGGUUUACCACGCCGAGGAGGUGCAGUGUGACGGGAAGAGUUUCCACAAAUGCUGUUUUCUCUGCAUGGUCUGCAGGAAGGGCUUGGACAGCACCACGCUGGCUAUUCAUGACCAGGAGAUCUACUGCAAGUCGUGCUACGGGAAGAAGUACGGCCCCAAAGGCUACGGCUACGGUCAGGGGGCGGGGACGCUCAACAUGGACCGGGGGGAGCGACUGGGAAUCAAACACGAAGAGACACAGACUCACAGACCGACCACCAACCCCAACCCGUCCAAAUUUGCCCAGAAGUUUAGCGGUUCGGACAAAUGUGCCCGUUGUGGGGACUCGGUCUAUGCAGCAGAGAAGAUCAUGGGGGCAGGCAAGCCGUGGCACAAGAACUGCUUCCGCUGCGCAAAAUGUGGCAAGAGCCUGGAGUCGACCACGCAGACCGAGAAAGACGGAGAGAUCUACUGCAAAGCGUGUUACGCCAAGAACUUCGGGCCCAAAGGCUUCGGUUACGGCCAAGGAGCCGGUGCUCUGGUUCACGCUCAGUGAUCA